Molecule: messenger RNA, 2210 nt
Organism: Culex pipiens pallens (northern house mosquito)
Lineage: Eukaryota; Metazoa; Arthropoda; Insecta; Diptera; Culicidae
Product: homeotic protein labial
Exons: 4
Coding region: 244-1500 (418 amino acids)
Biological process (GO): regulation of transcription by RNA polymerase II
Cellular component (GO): nucleus
Molecular function (GO): RNA polymerase II cis-regulatory region sequence-specific DNA binding; DNA-binding transcription factor activity, RNA polymerase II-specific
Source: RefSeq, a predicted model, not a curated record
GAGAGCUCAGUUUCAAACGAGUGGUUUCAGGAGAAACAACAUCGCGUGCUUCCGUCGGAAUUAUGUGUGAAGUGAUUUUAUUUUCUGACUUGGCUUGAAUUAUUUGCAAUUAAUUUCCGAGGAAUUUCUCGUGAGAAAUGCAUAAACCUAAUGAUGCUUCAUUGAAAAUGCUAUGCAUGUUUUGCAUAUCUUGAUUAGUUUAAAGCGUGAUAUCAUAUGUUAAGACUGCUUUUGUGAUUCAAUAUGAUUGAUGUGAGUGUAUAUGGAAGUCAUGCAAUGCACGCUAGUGGUUUUCAAAGUGGAAAUUCAGGAUCAGACGGAUUCUCCUAUAUACCAACAAAUAAUCAUUACUACCAGAGACACUCAACAAAUGUGGACUGCAGCAAUACUGGAAUAGAUUCGUCAUCCUUUUCGGCGCAAGCAAUUGGAAAUCCUGCGAGUGCAUGUACUAACUCGCCUAACCCAGUUCAACAGCAACAUUUUGCUCAUAGUCAUCUGUAUAGCCCAUCUGCAAUCGAGUAUGGAAUUACGACAUCUAAUUCCCCGUCGGAUCUUUAUUUCGAUAGUGAAACACAGAGUAUGUUCUACAACAAUAGUCAACAUACCAAUAGUCCAUUUGCACAAUCCAGAAUAAUAAGUGCAGACAAUGGAUUGAGUUACACAAAUCUUGAUUAUAUGUACAGCCAUCAAGAGAGCGGAGAUACUGUAAUCAGUCAAGAAAGUAAGAUACACUUACAUCGUUAUGAAAAUACAAGUGAACAUUCACUUAGUCACCAUUCGCUACCAAAUACAUCAUGGUAUUCAGAAGGAAGUUCACACCAUGCACAAUCGAGUUGUGUACCAGGAUUUUCAACAAAUAUACCACAUGGACUGAACAUUGUGCGACAAGACACGGAUAACAAAAUCAACACAGGAAGCAUAGGCUUGGCCAACAAUAGUGAUAGUGAUCAAGCAAUUCAUCAACUAAGACAUGAGCAUAUACAACAAAGUUCAACUAAUGCUCCAACAUACAAGUGGAUGCAAGUUAAACGCAACGUGCCAAAACCGCAAUUACCAAAAAGCACCCCUCAGACACCAGCAGAAUUCCACAUCAGUCAUCAUUCAGUGGAUCCAUUAAGAGGAUUAGCAGAUCAUAAUUUAGCAUCCUCAUCGAGUUCACAUCAAACCAGUUUUCUGAUGACAAACGUUAGUACCGGACGAACAAAUUUCACUAACAAACAGCUGACGGAGCUAGAGAAAGAGUUUCAUUUCAACAAAUACUUAACACGAGCCAGAAGGAUUGAAAUAGCCAAUACUUUGCAACUGAAUGAAACCCAGGUCAAAAUAUGGUUCCAAAAUCGCCGCAUGAAACAAAAAAAACGGAUUAAAGAAGGAUUAGUACCACAUGAUAGUCAAUGUCCAUCUCCGAAGAUCAUUAAUAGCCCUUCAGAUACUACUCCUAUGAAAAAUGCCACAAUUACAGAAAGUAAUGAUAACAGCCGAGAGUCUACUUCAUUAUAAUUUUGUAAUUUGAAAUUGCUAAAUAAUAUUAACUUAUUGUUUUUGUUACAAAUUGUUCAAAAGAGCAAAAAAUACACAAUCAAAGAUAUUAUGCAUUGAAGAUAAAACCAACCCACACACAUUCAAAGAAAAAAGUAUUGAAUAGACAUAUAAUAUAUUUUUUAAAUCAAUUAAUUUAAAAUUGUCCAUGCUAAAUUAUUUAGUUGAAAAAAAAAAAACACAACAAUUAACUCUAAAGUGUUGAAAUUGUGUAUUUAAUGCAUUAAUAAUAAUUUACCACAUUUUAAGAAUUUUGAAAUUUUUAAAUGGCAUUCAACAUGUGUAGCGGACAUUUUUCGUUCAUUAAUUUCUAUUUCAUAAUUGCUUAGCAAGUGGUUUGAAUAUGCGAUCAGUUAUGUCGAAUUAAAUCAAUAAAAUGGCAAAUUAACAUUGCUUGAGAUGUGGCUUGUCAAUCAGUCCAGCUCACUAGUAUAAUAAAGUUUUGAUAGUGAAAAGUCUUGAUCAAAUCACGGUAAUGUUAUAAUCCCAAAAGUAUACUGGUGUUUAAAUUCAAUGCAUAAAAACGAUUAUUAGAUAAAAAUAAUAUUAAUUAACAUCGAAUGUUCCUCUAGUGUAAAUUAGGUAAGAUUCAUAUUCAUAUAAAUUAUAAAAAAAAACUACAGCAAUCGAAAGCGUGUAUUAUACAAAAUAAAAUUUGACUAGAAAAUGAA